This is a messenger RNA of Symsagittifera roscoffensis, 1391 nucleotides long. RefSeq lists its product as uncharacterized. The transcript has 4 exons. The coding region runs from base 362 to 1213 and encodes 283 amino acids. Lineage: Eukaryota; Metazoa; Xenacoelomorpha; Acoela; Convolutidae. The record is from RefSeq and is a predicted model, not a curated record.
AAUUGGGCUGCCAUGAUCUUGAACGCCAGUCAGUUGCUCUCAAUAUGAUUGUCCUAAACGCCAUUCAAAACAUCGCACCAUGCUUUCGAAAAGUUGAGUCUGGACUUGCAAUCUCUAUUUGAACUUUGAGCCACUCUAAAUGAAACUCAUUUGCCUUAUCUUUUCGGCAAAUCACUUGAAAACCGGAAUAAUUGAACUUAAUAAAUUGAUAAAAACGCAUAUCAGCUUCCUGUUUACUGAUCAUUCAAAUUAGUGUUCAGAUUAUGGAAAGAACUUAUAGCUCUAGUUAGGUUACAAAAAUUCUAAAAUUUUGCAAUAUUUUGCUUUCCAUAUCCGUUACAAUAUCUUCAGUGUUGUAAUUAUGGCGUCCUACGCACAGCGAGGACUUACAAAUGAGUACAGUCCCAAUCUACAGGUCAACACCCAUCCAGACUCGGACGACUCCACUUUCUCGGAUUCGGAGGCGGAGCACGCGGAGUUGCUGCACGGGAGACACACAGUGGCCCUGGACGGGAGGGGGGAGGAGAGUGAGGUGCAGAGGGGACUCUACAACAGGCACGACUUCGCCGUCAACAACUUCAACCUCGUCAUCAAACUCAACGCAUACAAUCUCAGGAUGAAGCGGAAAAAGAUGAGUCGCCUUUUGCCUUUUGGGGGCGUCCGAUCCAGGCAUCUUUCAUCGCGAUUCGAAAAAAGAAACUUCCAAAACCUGGUCGCCCUUUUCAUUGGAUGGUUCUGUGGAAUGUCUCCCCCUUUAAUGAUGGUUAUCGUCGCCUACUCUCAAACAUUUUGGCUCGAUUUUUUCAUUCUUUAUACAAUGCUCAGUUUGAUGAUACUACACGUGAUUUGUUUCGUUUUGUUCAUGCGAAACAUGAAGAUGUUCAUCAGAUCUCCUUUUAUGGUACCUGUAACUAUUACGUCACAGCGGUUGCAUGGCUUGCACAAUAAUUUUGACGAUCUGACACCAGACGUGUUUGCAGACUUGAGUGUCGCCACGUGCCUUCCGGAUAGGAUUCUGCCGGAUGUCAUUCAAUACAUGGCAUUGUUUGAUGAAGAUGAGAAGCAGGUGCGAGUGAUGUUCUAUUCGCCCCAGUAUUUCCACAACUACUUCGAAGUGCCUCGAAACAGGAUCCUGCAGAUGAGUCUCUUCACCACCCUCUGUUUCACACUCUCCGUCAUACUCAGUGCCAGGAAAAUGCACAUUCUCUACUGACACACCAAAAGAGGAUGAGCGAACACAAUUGUGAACUAUACAGUUGCAAAAAGAACUUUUCCUCUCACAGCCCUCCAUCUUGGGACAUCUUUGCCCAACCGCAAAAAAACUUCAUGAUAGUUUCAGGCUAAAUAAUUGAUAAAUUGACCCUUUAUUUAUCGACUAGGAAUUAAUGCAC